This is a messenger RNA of Oryctolagus cuniculus (rabbit), 4772 nucleotides long. The record is from RefSeq and is a predicted model, not a curated record. Lineage: Eukaryota; Metazoa; Chordata; Mammalia; Lagomorpha; Leporidae.
CCAGCCCACCUUCCCCGGGACAGGGAGGGCUCUUCCUGCUCCUUUCACUUAAGAAGAAACUAAGGCCCAGAGAAGGGCGAUCUGGCCAAAAGCUGACGGGAACUUAAGGGACAGCGGGGACACCAGAUCUCAGGCCGCCGGGAGGAAGAGCCCGCGCGGAGUAAAUGAAUGAGUGAGGAGGCCAGGCCCCAGGUCAAGCGCGGUCGCGGUCGCCCGGGCUGGGCCUCAGGGGGACCCGUAGCUCGGCGUUACACAUUCUCCCCCCCCCCCCCAACCGCCCCUGCAGACGCGAGCACUCCCACCAGCUCGCAGCCCCCCUUCGGACCCUCGACCUCGCAAGAGUACGAGCCCAUGUCCCUGCCCCGCAGGGGCAGGGGCUCUCGCCUGGCCGGCUGCCGAGUGGCGGGCACUAGCGUCCCGCGGGCUACAGCCCUCUCCCCCCAGCGUGCGGGCCGCGGGGCCCAGUCCGUGAGCCAUGCGCAACGCCUCACCCGGCGGCGCCAUUGCUCCCAGCAGGUCCCACCGGAGCCCGAGCCGCAGGCUGACUUCCGCUCGGGAAAGUGGCUCUACGAGCGUGCUGGAGGGGACGUCAGGGACUCGCGGCAAGCACUGCGUGCCGGGAUGGGCUCCAAGUACAGGAUCUGUGGCCGAGAAGAUGUGGUGAUCCCUUGUGCUUCCGACAAUGAUUCGGGCAGUAUGGAUCUACAGCUGAGCAACAUUGAGGAUAUUAAAAAACGCCCAAGUAGCAUUGAACUUACAGGAUGAACAUGCAAAGCUGAUAUUCCUGAGAUCUUUGUCUUCUCUCAGCCAAAGCCUACCUUAUGAUGAAACCACAGAGUCCUUCAUUCACAGCCACAUGGAAGACAUCGUGCGUGUCCUGAGUGUACUGGUGCAAGAGGAGUCCCUGCACUCUCUGUUCAGCCCCGUGCGCCAGGAGAUCUUUGUCCUCAUUGCUGGCCUCAGCUACCAAGAUGUCCAUCUGCUGUGUGGGUCUGAAGACCGAGCUGACUUGUUCAGUCUGAUCACCAGAAGUCUCAUCACUCUGCCCUCCACGAGGACUCUUCUCCAGCUGAAGGAAGUCAUGCCAAGUAGGCCCUACAGCUUAGAGUCUCUCUACAGGCAGACCUUCCAGGCCUUCUCGGAGAUGCUCCAGAGUCUGGUGGUGAAAGACCCACAUUUGGAAAAUCUCGAUGCCAUUUUUAAGCACAUGGACCCCUGGCUACAGUCGGUCGUAGACCACGAACGGGAACGGGCCACGGCCAGCAUGGCUCAAGUGCUCAAGUGCUUGUCCAGACACCUCAGCCUCAAGCUUCCGCUGCAGUUCCAGAGACUUGGCCACCUCGUGGCCAUGAUGGCUCUGCUGUGUGGGGACCCGCUGAAGGAGGUGGCCGAGGAGGCGGCCGAGGGCACGCACCACCUGCUGCACGUCACCCUGAGGCUGAAGUACAUCACGCAUGACAAGAAAAAUCACCAAGACUUGAAAAACGCGUUGAAGAAAUGUCGAGGACUCCUGGAGCUGUACAGUAUUAAACAGUUCUACAACUGUCCCUUCAAAAUUGCCCAGGUCUUUGAAGUUUUUCUCAAUGCAAGUGAGCUCUGCCAAUUUGUAAUGACUACACUGGAUGGCCUGAACACCCAGAAGCAUCCUUGCACCCAGCAGUCGGCCGGAGAGUUGCUAAUAACCUUGGUGAAAAGUGCGGAGUCCCGAUUUGAGAAGGUGCCGGAAAUCAUGGGAGUUAUCUGUGCCCGACUGUCCACCAUCAGCCAGCCUAGAGUGCGCCAGCAAAUCAUCCGUACCGUGAGUCUGUUCAUCUCCAGGCCCAAGUACACGGACACGGUGCUCAGCCACCUGCUGUGUCACCCGGUGCCGUAUGACAGGCACCUGGCCGAGCUGUGGAGGAACCUGGAGGUGGAGCUGCCCAGCACGACCUGGAUUCUGUGGCGGCUUCUGAGGAAGCUGCAGAAAUACCACAACCUGCCUGCCCAGGAGAAGAUGGCCUACAUGGCUGUGGCGGCGACAAACGCCCUCUAUGAGGUGUUCGUGGGCAACAGGCUCCGGGCAGCGACGUUCCGACUCCUCCCACAGCUCCUCAUGACCCUGCUUGUCCAGGUUCACCACAGCAUUGGCCUCCGCAUGUCCGACGUCGCCAUCCCCAGUGGCCUCUACACAGGGCGGGAAAUGUCGUCUGAGGUCACCCCUUUGUGCCUCGCCCUGCAGGCCACAAAGACGCUUCUCCUCAGAACGCUGUGCUGGCAGGAGUUCUACACCAUUGAAAGGAACAGGGGAUGGAGUCUUCUGGGUGGAAGUGACUGCCAUCUUCAGGGAGUGUUUCUCCUUGCCAAUACACUGCUGGAAAGAAAUCACCUGCUCGCGCAUAAGGUCAUGUACUUGCUGGUCCCUCUGCUCCACCGAGGGAACGACAAGCACCAGCUCACCGCUGCAGGCUUUUUUGUGGAGCUGCUCCAGAGUCCAGUGGCUAAGCGCCUGCCUGGCGUCUACUCCAUGGCCCGCCUGAGAGAAUGGCUACACUGUGGAAAUGAUCUCUUCAGAGUCCUUGCCCUGAGAGGGCUGCACAACCUCGUCAGACACCAGGAGAUGGAAGACCUCAGCCGCCUGCUGCCGUACGUUGUGGACUGUUUGUGCGAGGCCGACAAGAGGAUCGUCUUGCUGGCCAUCCAGAUCCUGCUGCACGUUGUCAGGACAAUGGAUCCCACCACCUUGGCAUCCCUGAUGCGGACUGUGUUCUCCUUGUUUGGUGACGCGAGACCUGACGUGCACCACUUCUCCAUGACCCUCUUUGGAGCCGCCGUAAAGUCCGUGAAGUGCACAGAUAAGAAGGGUGUGGAAAGCCAAGUCCUGGGCAGCCUGGUGCCGCUGCUGCUGUAUUCUCAGGACGACACUGACACAGUCGCUGAGGAGAGCAGGCGAGUCCUCGGCAUCUGCGCCACGUUCCUGAAGUGGAAGCUGCCCCCAGAAGUGUACUGCAAAGAUCCCUGGUGCAUCAGACCCACGGAGGUCGGGACGAUCUGCAGAUUCUUCGGAAAAAAAUGCAAGGGGAAAAUUAACAUCCUUGCCCAAACAUUGAUGUACUCCAAGGAUGCCAAACUUCCCAUCAGAAGAACUGCGGUCUUGUUUGUAGGGCUCUUUGCAAAGUACAUGGAUCGCAGUGAGCUCCAGUUGCAGGGCACUGGCUGGAUAGAGGACGAUCUGAGAAUUCUGUUGCAUGACCCUGAGCCCUCUCUGCGCAUGAUCGCCUCCCAGGCUCUAUUCCGAGUGCAGAGGAUGAGGACUGAGCCAGAAUCUGAGCAGACAGUUUGCUGGUUGAGGAAGCGCAUGGGCUGUCACCCUGCCUAAGAGUGCAAGGCAGGCAACAUCAGAUGGCGAAGCUGUGGAAUUGAACAUGAAAUUGACUUGCCCAAGGUCACACAACUAGAAAAUGGCAAAUGUAGGGUUGAAAGCCAAGUAGUCUGGCCCCACAGCCCACAUCCUUGACUUGUCUGUGCUGCUCUUCUCCGGUCUGCUGGUGCCCAGUAGCGUGAAUAAAUCUCUACAAUGAACCUACUGGCUGAACUCGUCAUCAGACGUGUGUUGUAAAGUGAUAAUACACCUCAAAUCACUUCCCAAAUAUGAAGCUUGAACACUUCCCACCUACAAGUUGUUAAUGUACUUUAUUUUGUAAAUAGGAUAAUGCACAUCCUAUUCUAUACAGAGAGUGGGGUUAGAGCAAAGAGUAGUGGUUAUUCUUGAAGAAUAUUUUUUUAAUUCUUUGUUUGAUUCCAUGAAUACCACUGCAAGAAACAGACCUCUAAGGACUGGAACACACUUACUUUUUUAUUUUUCUUUUAUUUUUCUUUAAAGACAAGUGAAUUUACUUUUCAAAUCCAAAGACAUAAAGGGUUUAUGCUUUCAAAGUCUUGGUUUAGGGUUCAGUUGAAGUCUUGGGGACACUUAAGAGCUGAAUGACUCCUUUCUGUUUGCCUACAUUUAUGAGCCCCUUUCCCACCAGGGAACAGUGCACACAUAGUUUUAUUUAUUUAUUUAUUGUUUUAUUUAUGCUUUCUUGCGUUAAAAUUCACAGAUAGAUACAUCCGUUAAGAAGCCAGGCCUGCUGUUUACUGAAUGCCCCAGUAGUUGGGACGGGCUAAGAAGUGCUCCACAGCAAUUAAAUUAACAAAUCUAUUUAGGAAACAGCUCCAUUAUAUAGAUACAAGACUCUCCUCAGGGACAGGCUUAUUUCCUUGAGAUUUUUAAAUUCCUGGACAUUCAAUUUUGUCCUGUUGAAAUAAAAGUUCUAUAUAAUAGACCGUAGUUUUGAUUUUGUGUUUAUUGUUCAUUACCUAUUACUGACCCACCUUUGUCUUUACUUCAGAGUCUCAACUUUUUAAGUAUUGCUUUUCAUUUUAUAUAUGAGAUAUCUAUUUUAUAGGGAAUUCUUUGUUCUUUUAUUGGGAAAUUAAAUCAACAUGUAAGGAGGAUUGGGGAAGACCCUGUCAGGCUCCAGCCCUGGGAAGAAAGACCACACUAGGUAAAACUAAAAAAUGUCAAAUCUCUCUGCCUAUCUGCCUUCCUCCUCCUUCCUUUUCUUUUUUCUUUUUUUCUUUUUUUUAAGAUUUAUUUAUUUACUUGAAAGUCAGUUACACAGAGAGAAGAAGAGGCAGAGAGAGAGAGCGAGAGAGAGUGAGCGAGAGAAUCUUCCAUCUUCUGGUUCACUCCCCAGUUGGCUGCAGAUCGGAAGCCAGGAGCCAGGAGCUUCCUCCAGGUCUUGCCACGC